AUGUUCGGCCGCGUCGGUGGCGGCAUCUACACCAAGGCUGCCGACGUCGGCGCAGACCUCGCCGGUAAGGUCGUCGCGGGCAUCCCCGAGGACGACCCGAGGAACCCCGCCACCAUCGCCGACAACGUCGGUGACAACGUCGGUGACGUCGCCGGUAUGGGCUCCGAUCUCUUUGGCUCGUUUGGCGAGGCCACCUGCGCCGCGCUUGUCAUCGCCGCGCAGUCGCACGACCUCGUCUCCGCGGGCUGGGACACGCUGAUCUUCCCGCUCUACAUCUCUUCCGUUGGUAUCCUCGUGUGCAUCGCGACGUCCUUCGUCGCGACCGACUUCAGGCCGGUGCGAUCCGAGGCUUCCAUCGAGGAGGUUCUCAAGACGCAGCUCACUCUGUCCACCGUCGGCAUGACAUGCGUCACCAUGGGUCCCAUGUCCGCGUUCUGCUGCAUCGCGGCCGGAUUGUGGGGUGGCCUCAUCAUCGGCUUUGUCACCGAGUACUACACCUCGCACUCCUACUCACCCGUGCGCGAGGUGGCCAGGUCAACCGAGACGGGCGCCGCCACCAACAUCAUCUACGGCCUCGCGCUCGGCUACAAGUCCACCAUCAUCCCCGUGGGUAUCCUCGCCGGUAUCGUCUUCGUCGCGUUCUCUCUCAUGGACAUGUACGGCGUGGCUCUCGCCGCGCUCGGCAUGUUGGGCACGCUCUCCACGUGCCUCGCCAUCGACGUCUACGGCCCCAUCUGCGACAACGCCGGCGGUAUCGCCGAGAUGGCCGAGCUCCCCGAGGCUGUCCGCGAGAAGACCGACGCUCUCGACGCCGCGGGCAACACCACCGCCGCCAUCGGCAAGGGUUUCGCCAUCGGCUCCGCGGCGCUCGUCUCGCUCGCGCUCACCGCCGCGUUUGUCACCCGCACCGAGGUGCUCGAGAACGGCGUGAACCUGCUGAACCCCACGGUGUUCGCGUUCCUCCUCGUCGGUUCGAUGCUUCCGUACUGGUUCUCCGCCAUGACCAUGAAGUCGGUCGGCAUCGCCGCGAUGGAGAUGGUCAAGGAGGUGAAGCGCCAGUUCGACACCAUCCCGGGUCUCCUCGAGGGUACCCCCGGCCACGCACCCCCCGAUCACGCCAGGUGCAUCAAGAUCUCCACCGACGCGUCCCUCCGCGAGAUGGUCCCGCCCGCCAUCCUGGUCAUGACCGCGCCCAUUCUCACCGGGAUGUUCUUUGGCGUCGAGGCUGUCGUCGGUCUCCUCGCGGGCGGCAUGGCCUCGGGCGUCCAGCUGGCCAUCUCCGCGUCCAACACCGGCGGCGCGUGGGACAACGCCAAGAAGUACGUCGAGAAGGGUGGCCUGUACAUCGACAUGCCCAAGCGCGACGAGGUGACGGGUGAGAUCAUGCGCGACGAGUUUGGGUCGCCGAUUCUCGUCUCGGUUCGCCAGCGCAAGGGCUCCGAGUGCCACAAGGCUGCCGUCGUGGGCGAUACCGUGGGCGAUCCCCUCAAGGAUACCUCCGGCCCCGCGCUCAACAUCCUCAUGAAACUCAUGGCGAUCAUCUCCCUCGUCUUUGCCGACUUUUUCAUGUCCAUUAACAAUGGACAGGGAUACUUUAACAUCCCCCGGAGGGUCUUCUGA
This is a messenger RNA of Micromonas commoda, 1620 nucleotides long. RefSeq names its product H+-translocating pyrophosphatase family. Gene Ontology annotation, molecular function: inorganic diphosphate phosphatase activity; diphosphate hydrolysis-driven proton transmembrane transporter activity. The record is from RefSeq and is a predicted model, not a curated record. The transcript is spliced from 2 exons. Lineage: Eukaryota; Viridiplantae; Chlorophyta; Mamiellophyceae; Mamiellales; Mamiellaceae. Gene Ontology annotation, cellular component: membrane. Bases 1 to 1620 code for a protein of 539 amino acids. Gene Ontology annotation, biological process: proton transmembrane transport.